Molecule: messenger RNA, 3334 nt
Organism: Oncorhynchus keta (chum salmon)
Lineage: Eukaryota; Metazoa; Chordata; Actinopteri; Salmoniformes; Salmonidae
Product: transcription factor Jun-like
Exons: 2
Coding region: 590-1663 (357 amino acids)
Biological process (GO): regulation of cell cycle; regulation of transcription by RNA polymerase II; regulation of cell population proliferation
Cellular component (GO): transcription regulator complex
Molecular function (GO): transcription factor binding; DNA-binding transcription factor activity, RNA polymerase II-specific; RNA polymerase II cis-regulatory region sequence-specific DNA binding
Source: RefSeq, a predicted model, not a curated record
GCCCCAGUCCAACUGACAGCGGCGGCUUGCAGACGAGGCAACGAGAGGAGCAGAAAAGAAGCCCGAUUUCUCCAAUGUCAACAGUCUAUAUUCUAAGGCAGUGAAAUAUAUACAAAUAAUUAACGUGAUGAUGAUAUUAAUUUUUCCUGAUGAUUUUUGUUUAACACACGGAUAUCAGAUUCAUUAUUAAUAGACCAUCUGCCUACACACACUCGAACCGGAACACCGGUUUCCAGGCAGCGUGCGUGGGUAACGUCUACGGUACGAUGGAUGGUAUUCUGUGUCAAUAUCGAUCGGUGUGACUACCUCGAGUCACCUUUGAGUCACUGGAUUGUUUCACGCGAAGGUUUAUUUCUCGAAACGCAACGUGAGUAGGCUAAUCAACUAGUCAUCGUACUGAACGGGCUUUCCUGUCACCACCGGGGUGGAAUUGUGAAACCUUCGCUUAUUGUGGCCCGAAUUCUUUAUUGGAAUAUUUUUGAAUAGAAACAGUUUUUCUUGGGAAAUGUCCUAGUCUUCACAGCUAAUGCCAACGGGACCAUUUAAACCUUAACUAAUCAGAUGAUGAAGAUUCCGUCUCCCUGCGUCAAUGACGGCUAAAAUGGAUACCCCUUUCUACCACGACGAAGCCCCAGGCAUUCCUCACAAUUUCGGACAACACCAUGCAGAUUACCAACGUUACCAGGGCCACAAGAUGAUGAGUAAGAAGGUGGCACAUAACUUCUCAGGCGGUUCCCACAGCAGCUCUGGCCUGAAACUGUUACAAAACCAGCUGGGGAGCAACUGCAAUAUCAAUCCUACUAACCUGGGAGAGAUUAACAGCAACACAAACAGCUCGUUAAUGCCCGGCGGCUUGUCAGAUAUGAACCUUCUGAAGCUAGCCUCCCCUGACCUCGAGCACCUCAUCAUCCAGUCUAACCAGGGCCUGGUGACGACGUCUCCUGUCCCCAACCCUAACGGUGGUAACCCCUUCAUGUACCGGAACAACGCCACUAACGAACAGGAGGGUUUUGCCGAUGGGUUCGUCAAAGCCCUGGCGGAUCUUCAUAAACAGAACCAGCUGGUUGGAGCUCCCGUGUCCCCUUCCUCCUCUAUGCAAGGCCCCUACCAGAGGAGCAUCAUGUCUGCAGGAGAUCUGCCCAUCUAUACCAACCUCAGCAGCUACAACCCGAACCACCCCAGCCAUAUAUCAUCAUCCUACCCAGGGGGCCAGAUGCCCGACAGCUACCCAGGCCACGGCCCCCACGGACCCGGAGGCCAGGGACCCCACCAUCCCCACAACAGGGGGUUUGAUGCCCCUCAGACUGUCCCAGAGGUCCCUCAUCCUCCCGGGGACCCCACCUCCUCCCCUCCCUCGCUCUCUCCCAUCGACCUGGAGACCCAGGAGAGGAUCAAGGCCGAGAGAAAGAAACUACGUAACCGGAUCGCGGCGUCUAAGUGUCGUAAAAGGAAGCUGGAGCGGAUCUCCAGGCUAGAGGAGAAGGUGAAGGUUCUGAAGACCCAGAACUGUGACCUGACCUCCACCGCCUCGGUACUGAGGGAACAGGUGGCCCAGCUCAAACAGAAAGUCAUGAAUCACGUCACCAAUGGCUGCCAGAUAGCAGUGAGUUCAGCCACCCUGCAGGCCAACAGCACCCGGGAGAGGGACAGCACCAACUGUUGAUCAACGGACUGUACUGUACAGGGAUGAGAAGUGUAUUUUUUUCUGUUGCUCUGAGUCAGUCCUCUAUAAAGGAGGUAGUACCUCUACUGUACAGGGAUGAGGAGUGUUGUGAUGGUAAGUGAAAUAUGCUAACUACGUGAGUGGUUGGGGAGAAGGGAGAAUCCCACCUCUCUAUGCUAACUGAUAACUACGUGAGUGGUUGGGGAGAAGGGAGAAUCCCACCUCUCUAUGCUAACUGAUAACUACGUGAGUGGUUGGGGAGAAGGGAGAAUCCCACCUCUCUAUGCUAACUGAUAACUACGUGAGUGGUUGAGGAGAAGGGUGAAUCCCACCUCUCUAUGCUAACUGAUAACUACGUGAGUGGUUGGGGAGAAGGGUGAAUCCCACCUCUCUAUGCUAACUACGUGAGUGGUUGGGGAGAAGGGAGAAUCCCACCUCUCUAUGCUAACUGCUAACUACGUGAGCGGUUGGGGAGAAGGGAGAAUCCCACCUCUCUAUGCUAACUACGUGAGCGGUUGGGGAGAAGGGAGAAUCCCACCUCUCUAUGUUAACAACGUGAGUGGUUGAGGAGAAGGGAGAAUCCCACCUCUCUAACCUCUACAGACACUUUGAGUUGUAGUAGUAACACAACAAGACAUUUCACUUUUAUUUUGCCCUCGCGCAGCCCUGAAAGUGACCAAAGCACCUCUGCUUAACAGGAGAGUACCACAUGAAAACCUCUGCUUAACAGGAGAGUACCAGACUGACGACUGCAGUCUACAACACUGAACCAAGUGACGAUUAGAAGAGUGAGGAGUGGAGGAUAUUGUGCCUCUAGUAUACAGUUCAGUAGGUCCCGGGUGUUUGUGGUAAACAGGAAGUAUAAUAACUGAGAGAGUAUGAAACAUUCGGGGUUCCCAUCACCUCAAAACAAGAAUUUCUCAAUUCUAGGUCAUCUCUAUGAUAAGAAAUAAUAUGAAUCAAAACACUGUUCUAUGGUAUUUUUACCUGAGUAUUGUCAGUUAUAAUUGGCAUUACCUGAGUAUUGUCAGUUAUAAUUGUCAUUAUCUGAGUAUUGUCAGCUAUAAUUGUCAUUACCUGAGUCAGAUGAUAAGGUUACAUGAUGAUGUGAUGUAGAUAAGAGGUGCAGAUUUAUUUCUUUGAGUCACUUUAGUCUCUUGUCUUGGAAUAUAUUAUCUGUCUGUUUAGAAUUGUGCAAUGUGUGUAUGAGAUGACAGCAAAACCAACCUCUUGAGACUUUCAACUCUAAGGGUUGGAUACAAUCCGUAUUGCCAAAGUAUUGCCGAAUAUCCGCAUUACGGCUUGUUUGAUAUUUAAAGACAAUGUUCCCGCGUUUGCAGAGACUAUAUUCACGGUAAAAGAUGCAUAUGUCAGCUUAAUCGGAAAUUACCUUUUAAUUUUAACACGGAUCUUGUGCGAUCCGUUUUGAAUCCAGACCUAAAUGUGUUUUUUAUUAAAUAACUGUGUUCAUGUGAAACAGACAGAAGCUUCUGGUGAUAUAUAAAUAGUUUAAAUAGAUUUAAACCAAUCACAUCUUUGUAAGAUAACUAUUGGUUGUCAUUUUGGAACAUGGCUGAUUCAUUUUGGAACCUUGGUAAUUCAUUUUGGAACCUUGGUAAUUCAUUUUGGAACCUUGGUAUUUCAUUUUGGAACCUUGGUAUUUCAUUUUGG